UGGCAACAGCUUCGUUACAUAACCGAGCGUGCUCCACAACGUCGCGUUAUGCUCAACGGGUCAAAGACUGACAUACAAUGACUCGACAGCCAGUUAAGGUAACCUAUGCACACAAGCGGGGACGUGCAAAUGCUGCUGCGAAGCUCUUGUCUUCUCCACUUGAAGCCCUUCCUCCUGAUCGUGACGAUAUUACGCGUUCAGAGAUGUCUAGGCGAAUGCUCAAGCGCUCUCGGGGUGUCGCUAACGAAGAUGACGACACAGUGCGACUAAAGGGUCAUAUCGUGAAACGUGCCAGGAAAACUGUCGUGUCAGAUGCUCCAGGAGCAGAAGCUGAUGUCGACGCGUUCCAAACACCAUUUCCUUCUGCGGAUUACGCGUCCGCUGGUACCAGAAAAGUUUUCCCCCGUACCGAAUGUCAAAAGUACUCUCUCGCGCACGAGCUCGCGAAAAUUGAAGGAGAAUAUCGUCCCUCCUCCCCUCACACUGGCUCCACAACCAAAGCGAAGGCGCGAUCAUCUCGCGUCCCCCUGCAUUUAAAGUCUCGCACGCUUUCUGGUGCCUUUCAGAAAGAUGAUAGUGCAUAUACUCGCCGCAAAAUCUCGCACAAAGACUCAACCAUAUCCCUGAAUGACAGGAAGCUUUCCCGUAAAGACUCUACGAUAUCCCUCAAUUAUACCAGAUUAUCCCGCAAGAACUCUACGGUAUCUCUCAAUGAGCUGGCCAGAUACUCGCCUUCGAAGCAUCAACGUCGUCCCUCGAGCCCAGAUCCCUCGUAUAUGCUUUCUCAUAUCGCACAGCAGGAUUGGAUCUCUCCAUCCAAAGCACUUACAAUCCAUGCAGGUGUCUGUGAACCAGAUCGGAAUUCGAUUACCCAGCCCAAUCCGAUUCAAAGUUUGUCUGCAUCACCCUUUCUUAUUGAUCGUCCCCAGUUCUUUUCCACCCCGCCGCAUAGCCGCUCUGGCAGCAGGACAGGCCUCCAAGCGCCGAAAUCUCCUUCAAAUCUAGCCUUCCUUGCGCCUUCCCCGCGCCUUCCGCGCGACGAAGACUUUGAAAUGGCAGAUCAUACCAAGCACCGCAAGAUCCGCAUCUCAGGCAAUAGCAUUAUCUCUUCCUCUGGCUCGUUCACGCUUAGGUCUCACCAAAUUUCCAAUGCAAUCGACUUUGAUGAUCGCAUCGAUAGUGCUGGCAGUGCACCUAUGUCUAUGUCUAUUGACAUACUUCCUCAGAAGAUCUCAAUGGGCGAAUACAUGAUUACUCUGGCGUCUUCUCCCCCGGCUUUGGACGCUAAUCUCGGCCCACAGCACAAGGUCUCACUAGGUCAGAAUAUCCUAGCGCUUCCUGGCUCAAGCCCGCCCGAUGGAUCAAGUUCGCCCGCUCUGGACUGCCCAGGUUCCUCCGCGAGAAACGUAUCUGCUAAUUUGCCUCCUCGUGGUGCGGCUACUUUAGGCAUAGGCGCGCCAAGCGAAGCAGACCUGAUCCAAGAUAUGCUAUCACUUGAUUUGGGUGAUAGACACGAUGAUAGUACUCAGCUCCCGAUGCGUACCCGUUCCCUCGAGACCCCCGCCAGCGUCAGCUCCAAGAAAACAAGCACCGUCAAGCACAAGAGGAACCGCGCCGGUACCAUCCGCGCAUCUGACUUCACACAGACCGCUUCCUCUUGUUCUAGUGGCUCCACACUGACCUCCCUCGCUUCGACUAUCGCCGGGCCUGCUGGUUCUCUGCCUGGCCGCACGCGCUCCGGUACAGUCGUCGGCCCCAACUCGAAACUCGCGAUACGGCCACACGCGAAGGGAGCCAUGAGGAAACAGUCCUUGAUGCAGCUAACACUGCAUGAUGCCCACAGUAGAUCGGGGGAUGACAUGGACAUUUUUAGGGUGCACGAGGACGUGGGCUCGUGUGGCACUGAAGAGCUCGGCUCUGUUGGCUUGAUGCAGAGGCUGAAAGGCAGGAGAGGGAAGAAGAAGCUCGUGCAUGAUGAAAUUGUGUCAGAUGAUCCGUUGCUUAUCACUGGCAUCACAAGUAAGGUGGUUCGAUCAGUGAUUGUUCGCCUGGUCGGACAUAAACAGGUCAUUAAAGUGCGGCUUCACCAUACCCACAAGACACUUGAUGAGAUUGAACGGUGA
Suillus plorans is the source of this 2123-nucleotide messenger RNA. RefSeq lists its product as uncharacterized. The transcript has 6 exons. The record is from RefSeq and is a predicted model, not a curated record. The coding region runs from base 78 to 2123 and encodes 681 amino acids. NCBI's taxonomy places the organism in Eukaryota, Fungi, Basidiomycota, Agaricomycetes, Boletales, Suillaceae.